AUGGAUUGUACAUACAAAACUAAUAGGUACAGAUAUCCACUGCUUCAGAUUGUUGGUGUAACAUCCACUGAAUUGACUUUUCCUGUUGCAUUUGCAUUCAUGGAUCAUGAAUACGAGGAUAACUAUACAUGGGCAAUGGAAAGAUUACAGAGUUUGAUGGGAUCUAAUAUAUUUCCAAGAGUAGUUGUUACGGACAGAGAAUUAGCAUUGAUAAAUGCAAUACACAAAGUGGCUGAGAGUGCACAUGCGAAGCUGAAAAGACAUCUUGGAUCAUCUCAAGGUGAUUUUGAGUCAUCAUGGACAAUCAUCAACUCUCUUAUUGAGUUACAGCAUACUGAGAUCAAAGGAUCGUUUGAGAAGAGCUUAACAUUGGUGCAACAUAAUUUCAAACCAGAAAUUUUCAGAGAAUUACGAGGUAUUAUCUCUAGAAAUGCAAUGAAUAUGGUGUUAAAGGAAACACAGAUAGCUCAGAAAAUUGGGGUGGAUAAGAUUUCAUGUGGAUGUGUGAUAAGAAGUACACAUGGUUUGCCUUGUGCACAUGAAAUUGCAGAGUUCAUCAUUCAAGGACGACCAAUUCCCUUAUCAGUUGUGCAUUCUCAUUGGAGAAAGUUACAUUUGAUGCAGACUAGUUGUGAUGAAGAUAUCUCAUCUCUACUGAUGAUUGAGCCAGAGAUAGAUACCAUAUAUAAGAAGUUUCAAUUAGAAUCAGAGGCAGGUAAAUUGGUAUUGAAACAAAAGUUGAGAGAAUUAGUUGAUCCUGCUACAACUUCAUUGAUGGCGCCAAGUGUUAAAGUUAAAACAAAAGGUAAGCCAUCCUCAAAGAAAAAAUAUCACUUUGAUAGUUCUACCAAGCGUGAUCCAUCUUAUUUUGAAAUAGUACAAUCUUCUCAUGAUAAUACAACCCCAGUAAUACACAGUUCAAGUAAGAUAGGGAAGGAAUGUAAGCAUUCAAAAUCUCGUGUGAAUGUGAAAUAUAGAUUGCGAGGUUAUGAUGAUUCGUUUCCACCAAACGUACAAUAUUUCAUACACAAUAUUAUGAAUGUAGAUUCUGAUGGACAUUGUGGGUUUCGUGCCAUUGCGGCAUUACUUGGCAUGAGUGAGCAAAAUUGGGGAGAUAUUCGUCUUAACCUGAUUGAAGAGUUACAUGUUUUUCGUGCUGAGUAUUCACAAUUAUAUGGAUCUAAUAUGCGUGUAGAUGAGUUAAUGCAUGCACUCUCUUGCUUUGAGUCUGUUGCACCUCCCCAGCACUGGAUGACAUUACCUGACAUGGGACAUUUGAUCGCUUCAAAGUAUAAUGUGGUCUUGAUCCAUUUGUCCAGACUUCAAUGUCUUACCUAUCUUCCGCUGAGAUCAGUACCUCCUCCAUCACUACAACACAGAAUUAUUAGUAUUGGUUUUGUGAAUGAUUGUCAUUUUGUUCAGGUGUUUCUUAAACCAAACUCGCCAAUACCUCAUGUUGCACUCAAGUGA
Diospyros lotus (date-plum) is the source of this 1470-nucleotide messenger RNA. RefSeq lists its product as uncharacterized. The transcript is spliced from 3 exons. The coding region runs from base 1 to 1470 and encodes 489 amino acids. The record is from RefSeq and is a predicted model, not a curated record. NCBI's taxonomy places the organism in Eukaryota, Viridiplantae, Streptophyta, Magnoliopsida, Ericales, Ebenaceae.